Messenger RNA from Camelina sativa (false flax), 1875 nucleotides. Its product is annotated as glycosyltransferase BC10. Lineage: Eukaryota; Viridiplantae; Streptophyta; Magnoliopsida; Brassicales; Brassicaceae. Gene Ontology annotation, molecular function: glycosyltransferase activity. The record is from RefSeq and is a predicted model, not a curated record. Gene Ontology annotation, cellular component: membrane.
CACAGACACAGACAUAGACAUAGAUUUAUUAUUUCUAACUAGAAGGAACAAAAGACCAGAUUUGUUUAUGUUUCUUCUUCCUCCAUCCUCUGUUUCGAAAUUCAAUUCUUUGAUCUGUUUCAGUCAUCGUUUCUCCACUCUCUACGAAUAUAUAUAUUUCCAGAGAUCUUAAUUCCCUUUUUUUCCUUUUUUCCAAAACUUGAUUUGAUCCUUUGUUUCAAAAUUAGGAAACUCUCUGAAUGAAUAUGGAUUUGUGCUUGAAACAAACAGAUUCUCUUUAAAUCAUUCAUAUGAAUGUUUCCCUAAAACUUUUUUUUUUUUUGGGGAACAGUUCGAAUUCGCACUGUGUGGAGAAAAAAAAAGAUUGAAUUUUUUUUUUUUUUGUUUGGUAAACAGCAAUGGCGAGAGGAGGGAAAGAGGAAGGAGAAAAGCACAUAGGGUUACUAAAGCUGGCUCAAACGCUUUCUUUUUUGCUUAUUUUCAUGGCCGGAAUCAUCAUCGGCCUCGCCGCUAGCUCUCACAUCGAUCGCUACUUCAAUUCCUUGCCGAGGAUGUUCUCGUCGUCGACCCAUCUCCAAACGAUUCCGUUUUCGACUACUACUGAUUACUCCAAUUGCACAGUCAUACACCGUGAUUGCCCGGGGAACGACGAGAACGACGACGACGGAGGAGGAGGAGGAGUCAAGGCGGAGAAACCAAAGGUUCCAGAUUGUUGGAGCACUGAUGGGUUUGUUCGGCCUGAGAAUCUCACUCAUGGGAUGACUGAUGAUGAGCUGUUCUGGAGAGCUUCGAUGGUUCCUGUGAAGGAGGAGUAUCCGUACGAAAGGGUUCCUAAAGUGGCCUUCUUGUUUCUGACCAGAGGGCCUUUGCCUAUGCUUCCGUUAUGGGAGAAGUUUUUUAAAGGCAAUGAGAAGUAUUUAUCUGUUUACGUUCACACGCCUCCUGGAUAUGACAUGAAUGUCUCUCGCGAUUCUCCGUUUUAUGACCGGCAGAUCCCUAGCCAGAAAGUUGAAUGGGGAUCCCCACUAUUGACAGACGCAGAGAAGCGUCUUCUAGCCAACGCAUUGCUGGACUUCUCAAAUGAGCGUUUUGUGCUUCUCUCAGAGAGCUGUGUCCCAGUCUACAACUUUUCAACUGUCUACAAUUACCUAAUAAACUCUGCUUACAGUUUUGUGGACUCUUAUGACGAGCCAACACGUUAUGGACGUGGUCGUUACAGCCGCAAGAUGCUCCCAGAUAUCAAACUCCAUCACUGGCGGAAAGGGUCUCAGUGGUUUGAAGUAAACCGUAAAAUCGCCAUCUACAUCAUCUCAGACUCGAAAUACUACUCAUUAUUCAAACAAUUCUGCAGACCAGCUUGUUACCCGGACGAGCAUUACAUCCCAACUUUCUUGAACAUGUUUCACGGUUCAAUGAACGCGAAUAGAAGCGUGACAUGGGUUGAUUGGUCCAUAGGCGGUCCGCAUCCAGCCACAUAUGCUGCAGCUAAUAUCACAGAAGAGUUUCUACAGUCGAUAAGGAAGAACGAGACGGAUUGUCUUUACAAUGACGAGCCAACUUCGUUAUGCUUCCUAUUUGCUCGCAAGUUCUCUCCUUCUGCCUUAGAUCCUCUUAUGAACCUGAGCUCUACUGUCAUGGGAUUUUGAGAAAAACAAAUUUUCAUUUCUCUUCUUCUUUCUACUUUUUAUAGGGAUGAGAUGAGUCCUUCUACGAGAUAUAUAUAUAUAUAUAUACACAUAGGACUCUUUUUUCUUUAUUUUUGGUUAUUAUUAGUUUCCUUUGGUUAUGAUCUCUUCAUUUUAUUUUGGGGUUUUAUAGAGAUGAUCGUAAAGGUCAUGCCUUUUUUGUAUAUAAGAGCUUUACUUGUGCCGCCGA